Messenger RNA from Hemicordylus capensis (graceful crag lizard), 2657 nucleotides. RefSeq names its product acyl-CoA dehydrogenase very long chain (gene ACADVL). Bases 120 to 2099 code for a protein of 659 amino acids. Gene Ontology annotation, molecular function: fatty-acyl-CoA binding; flavin adenine dinucleotide binding; very-long-chain fatty acyl-CoA dehydrogenase activity. Lineage: Eukaryota; Metazoa; Chordata; Lepidosauria; Squamata; Cordylidae. The transcript has 20 exons. The record is from RefSeq and is a predicted model, not a curated record.
ACGACCUCGCGAGGAGGGGCAGAGGAGCCCGACGGGGAGGACGAGGAAGAACCGUCGUCGCCCGACGUCCACCACUGCCAGGAGCCUCCGGGGAGAGCGGCUGGCCCCGAUCCUCCGCCAUGUACACGCUCAGGCUGCCCCCCAAGCUCUGCUGGAGCCUCCUGCGUCUGGGUCCCGCCCCAGGGUCUGGGGGGAUCCCGGCUUUGACGUACCUCGUUUCCCAGCCUCUUGGGGUGAGGCAGUAUGCUGCACAGGCUGCCGAGGCCGUCCUGGAUAAAACAGGCACCAGCACAACAUCUGCUGCUCAGACCGUUCAGGACAAGAAAUCUUUAGCUGCGGAGUCCAAGUCCUUCGCCGUUGGGAUGUUCAAGGGUCAGGUCAACACAGAGCAAGUGUUUCCUUAUCCUUCAGCCCUGAGUGAAGAACAAGCCCAGACUUUGCAGGAGCUGGUGGGCCCCGUCUCCCGAUUCUUUGAGGAGGUGAAUGACCCAGCCAAGAAUGAUGUUUUGGAGCAUGUGGAGGAGAAGACAAUGCAGGGCCUGAAAGAGCUCGGAGCAUUUGGCUUGCAGAUCCCAGUUCAGCUGGGAGGUCUGGGUCUUAGCAACACCCAGUAUGCUCGGCUGGUGGAAAUUGUUGGUAUGCACGACCUGGGGGUGGGCAUCACGCUCGGGGCUCACCAGUCCAUUGGCUUCAAAGGGAUUCUUCUCUACGGCACCCAGGAGCAGAAGGAGAAGUACCUUCCCAAACUGGCCACAGGUGAGAGCAUCGCCGCCUUCUGCCUGACGGAGCCCACCAGCGGGUCAGACGCAGCCUCCAUCCGCACCACAGCCGUGCUCAGCCCCUGCGGCACGUAUUACACCCUCAAUGGGGGGAAGAUCUGGAUCAGCAACGGUGGCCUUGCUGAGAUAUUCACGGUUUUUGCGAAAACACCACUGAAGGACGAGGCAACUGGUGAAGUGAAGGAUAAGAUCACGGCGUUCAUAGUGGAAAGAGCUUUUGGGGGCGUCACACGUGGCCCCCCUGAGAAGAAGAUGGGCAUCAAGGCCUCCAACACGGCAGAGGUCCACUUUGAUGGCGUGCGUGUCCCGGCCGAGAAUGUCCUCGGGGCCCCUGGCGCGGGGUUCAAGGUGGCCAUGAACAUCCUCAACAACGGCCGGUUUGGCAUGGCCGCGGCGCUGGCGGGCACCAUGCGUGGCAUCAUCGGGAAAGCGGUGGAUUAUGCUGCAAACAGGACCCAGUUUGGAGACAAGAUUCAUAACUUCGGAGCGAUUCAGGAGAAACUGGCUCGCAUGGCCGUGUUGCAGUACGUGACGGAGUCCAUGGCCUACAUGAUCAGUGCAAAUAUGGAUCAGGGGGCUUCUGACUUCCAGAUUGAGGCGGCCAUCAGCAAAAUCUUUGGCUCGGAAGCGGCGUGGACUGUCACAGACGAAUGCAUCCAGCUCAUGGGCGGGAUGGGGUACAUGAAGGAUACUGGUGUGGAGCGGGUCAUGCGGGAUUUACGGAUCUUCCGGAUCUUCGAGGGAACCAAUGACAUCUUGCGCUUGUUUGUGGCGCUCAACGGAUUCCAGAACGCGGGGAACCAGCUCCGCGGAUUGCAGCGUGCCAUCAAGAACCCCAUCGGAAAUGCAGGACUCUUGGUCAGUGAGGUCAGCAAGCGGGUGCGCAGGAAAGCCGGCUUGGGGACUGGGAUCACCCUGAAGACUGUAGUGCACCCUAGCCUCAGUUCAAGUGGUGAGCGGACGGUCCGGGCGAUUGAGCUCUUUGCAGGCGUGGUGGAAGAGCAGCUUCUGAAACAUGGCAAGAAGAUUAUUGAUGAACAAUUUGUGUUGAAGCGCAUUGCAGACAGCGCCAUUGACCUGUACGCCAUGGUGGUCGUCCUCUCCAGAGCCUCCCGUUCCCUGGAGCGCGGGCACACUUCGGCCCAGCAUGAGAAGAUGCUUUGCGACACCUGGUGCAUUGAGGCCUCGGACCGUAUCACCCAGAACCUGAUGUCCCUGCGAUCCGAUACCACGCGGCAGUUCUUCCGGAACCUCCGGGGCAUCUCCAGAGCGAUGGUGGAGUGCGAAGGGGUGGUUUCCCCCAACCCCCUGGGCAUCUGAGACGUGGCGGCUGUUUCUGAAAGCUUGGUCCCAAGAGCACCCUCCUCUAUUCCUCCCCCGCUUCCCCUCAGACUCCAUUCUCAGGGCCUGCAUAUUUCAGGGAGGGGGCAUUCUCCGUCCCUGGCUCCCCUGUUGAAGAGGGCUGGUCGUACCUUCUGAAGAUCAAACCCCUCUGCGAUGCCAAUGCCUUAAUGGACCCCCAGCAAAAGCAAGGAGAUGUGUGCACCCAAGAACCUGGUGCAGACCACAGUCGCAGAGUGCCCAGACUGGAGUGGGUGGGGUGUCUUCAAAUACACGCACACACACCCACUUGAACUGGACUUCAUGCAUCUGGAAAUGCCAAGACACUUCUCCCUCCGCCUCCAGUUACCCCAAAACAUGGAGUGACAAAAUUCUCCCAUUGGCAGCACCGGAGCCCAGCUCUGAACCCGAUUCCCCGGCACCCCUGCAACCCACCUGUGUUGGAGCCUUUAGCCAUAAAUCAGUAGCGUGUAUUUGAGAUUCUCUGGUACUGAUGAAUGUAUUGUCUGUGGAUAACCAUUAAAUGACUUUGGCAAA